AUGGAUGAGCAAUACCAGGAGGAGGAUGACAUUAACCAACAAGAAGAGCUAGUUUGUGACCAAGAUAUGAUGGAUGAACAGAAUGAAUUCGAACAAGAUUUUGGAGAUGAAUUUACUGAGGGAGCGUAUUUUUCUGAUUCUGAUCCGUCAGAAGAUACCCUUGAAGCUGCUUAUGCGGUUGACUUUGUGCAAGACAAUACAACUUUGAAUUUCACUGAAAAUUGUGCGGAGAAAAUUGGUAAAUAUCACUUUUCUACUUUACAUCUUGCAUUUGAUUUUUAUCUGAAGUACUCAAAGUCGAAGGGCUUUAGUGUAAGGAAGAGUAAGACUUUCAAGAAUAGUAUUAACGAGAUUUACAAACAAAAGUUUAUGAAAAAAAGGAAGAAGGAGCCUAGAUUGGAAACAAGAACUGGGUGUGAAGCCUGA
Arachis ipaensis is the source of this 426-nucleotide messenger RNA. Lineage: Eukaryota; Viridiplantae; Streptophyta; Magnoliopsida; Fabales; Fabaceae. The record is from RefSeq and is a predicted model, not a curated record.